CUUGAGACAUUGCGACAGCUUCAUGUUGUGAAAACACGCAUGGAGCAAUGCAAAGCGCAGUUGAAAGAGGCGGAAAACUGGAGCCAACUUGAAAAUGAAGCAACAAAAGCAUUGACUCAACAAGACUUUGAAGCGUGUGCAUUACGUCUACAACAAGCCCAACAAAGUCUGGACGUUUUCCAGCACACACCCGAGUUCGAUGUCCGACGAGCUUUACUAGAAACCUUACAACAUGACCUUGAAACUGCCCUUCACCCUACUAUAUUACGAGCAUUAGAAGACCAAGACACCCGCCAAUGCCAAAAGCUAUAUGGAGUAUUUGGGCGCAUUGGGCGCUCAGACGGAUUUGUAGAAAUAUACUUGACAGCCAAAAGCCCAGCGUUGCAAAAGGGUUGG
Messenger RNA from Phycomyces blakesleeanus NRRL 1555(-), 396 nucleotides. RefSeq lists its product as hypothetical. Gene Ontology annotation, cellular component: COG complex. Gene Ontology annotation, biological process: Golgi organization; retrograde vesicle-mediated transport, Golgi to endoplasmic reticulum; intracellular protein transport. NCBI's taxonomy places the organism in Eukaryota, Fungi, Mucoromycota, Mucoromycetes, Mucorales, Phycomycetaceae. The transcript has a single exon. The annotation marks the transcript as partial. The record is from RefSeq and is a predicted model, not a curated record.